AUGGUCCUGCUAUGUCAAAUGGCGCCAGACUUUGAAGAUGUUUGGAAUGAACAUCUUGGUGAUCUGGGUGUAUACCGGAUCGCUAUGGAAGAAGAUCACUUCGAGAACCGUAGAGCCUGGACAUCGACUACACGUCAAUGGUACUCCAAGGCUAGUCAUAGGUCUCCCUCGAUCGGCCGUCUUUAUCACGGAUUAGCAACCUGUGCGAAAGCGAACACUCUCGAGCAGCUCUUCUUCUACACAAAGUCUCUCUGUGUACGAGUCCCGUUCCUAGACGCUCGGGAUUCCCUUGCGACGUUCUUCAAACAGAAUAUGGACGAGGAGGUGACCGGAGCUAUGGAUAUCACCACUGUCUUCGUACGCACCCACGGUCUUCUGUUCUCUGAGAAGGACCACAAUCAGUUCAUUGCACAGUCGGAAGUCUUGACUGAACACCUUGCUGCAUCUGCUUGCCAGUGGACGGAGGAUGGGUACCACAUAUCCAUCGUCCUGCAUUGCGCUCUACUUGAAUACGGUAGCGAGAGAAACCCGAUGAUGAGGAUCAUCAAACAAGGACGUGCAGAAGAAGGAGACCUGGCAAUGAGCCACACCCAAAAAGCCGACGAGAUGACGCCCGACCCAAAUCAGAAAUUCAACCUCGCGCUUGGUUUCGUGUCUCGCGCCCACAGGGCGAUGUUUGGCAGCACCGGUGAUGAGAAGACUUACUCUUAUUUGCAUGUCGCCCUGGUAUUCUUGCAUCACAUGUCGCAGUUCCCCAAUGCGAUGGCUCUUGUCGGGAAUACGAUGCCUUGGAGGGAGAUCUGCUCAUUUUUGAACAGGACGAUGCAAUCAUGUUCAUCCGUCCAGAAGAUUGAGUCGGAUGACUUGCCGCAUUCCGUGUCUCGGGAUGCCCGGCCACUGCCCGAGGACUUUGCGCUGAGGGGGUUGCUGUGGACUGAAACAUAUUAUCCCGAUGAAUGGUUCUCCAAAAUCGGAGCAGACACCAACAAGACGGGUCGACUGACUAGCUGGAUGUUGCAGGAGCGCAUGGACCGGUGCCUCUGGCUUGGCUGUCGUAUUGCCAAGUCGGGCGUGUGGUUGCAGUAUGACAAGACUGUCGGGCGAUUCCGUGCGAACUCGAGGUUCGAUGCGGAACUUUGA
Colletotrichum acutatum is the source of this 1140-nucleotide messenger RNA. RefSeq lists its product as uncharacterized. The coding region runs from base 1 to 1140 and encodes 379 amino acids. Gene Ontology annotation, molecular function: telomerase RNA binding; telomeric repeat DNA binding; protein binding. Gene Ontology annotation, biological process: nuclear-transcribed mRNA catabolic process, nonsense-mediated decay. Gene Ontology annotation, cellular component: telomerase holoenzyme complex. NCBI's taxonomy places the organism in Eukaryota, Fungi, Ascomycota, Sordariomycetes, Glomerellales, Glomerellaceae. The transcript is spliced from 3 exons. The record is from RefSeq and is a predicted model, not a curated record.